This is a messenger RNA of Orbicella faveolata, 4943 nucleotides long. RefSeq lists its product as uncharacterized. NCBI's taxonomy places the organism in Eukaryota, Metazoa, Cnidaria, Anthozoa, Scleractinia, Merulinidae. The record is from RefSeq and is a predicted model, not a curated record.
AUGGUGCGAUCACAUAACAGACAUUUUACUUGCGCUGUUCUCAUUGAAGGAAAAUGGACCUACAUUGAUGAUCUUUGUUCAGGUGUAAAGGAGUUUUCCAAUUUGGCUGCAUUGAAACAACAGUUUAAACAAGGAUGGUGUUUCACAACAUAUGAAUUAAGCAACACACUUUGUAACACAACAGAUUCCUUAGCUCACAGUAGCUCAAUGGGAGGUGAAAACCAGGAGGAACUCAAGUUAGAUGUGUGUGAAAUAACUCCAGCAGCUAUUGCUAAGACAGGACAUUUUAUGAAUUCUGUACUAAACACCCCUCAUACUUAUUCCUGUGCAGUUGACAGUUUUUUAGAAGUUGCAUCAUGUUUGUUUUUGCCACAUUUAUCAAAUUUAACUGUGAGAAAUGAAUUCACAGAGCUUCUUUUUGACACAUGCUCAAGAUAUAUUGAGUCACAAGAAAACAGUAAAUUGUUGGAAGAAAUCAGGGAGCCUCUUUGGGCUUAUUUAAGACAACAAUGCCCAUCCUUUUUGGCAAGAGACAGCAAUGCUUGCUUCAGUCAGAUUUUUGAGGAAAAGACCUUUGGCAAGCUUACUCUAGAUGAAAUGAAUUUAUUCUCAUCUCUAAGAACCUUCCAGUCAUUUUGUGAGAAAUGUCAAAAGGAUGUAGUUCUAAAUAGCUCAAUUUUGGUAAAUUUUGUGACCAGAUCUGCAUUGCAAAAAUGUGAGCUGAAUUACAAUUUUUGGCCACAGUUUGUUUCUGCUAUUCAAACUCAACCUGGAAAGUUAAACUGCCCUGAUUGUGAAAACUCUAUGUCUGAGCCAAUUUUGACCUCCGUAGCACACUCAAAGUUUGUUUUUAUUGAAUUCUCUCCAGAGCUUAUGAAUGUGAUAAAGUUGUACGAAAAUAUAAAUGUCGGCCAAAGCAAAUACAAGUUGAGUGGGAUGGUGCGAUCACAUAACAGACAUUUUACUUGCGCAGUUCUCAUUGAAGGAAAAUGGACCUACAUUGAUGAUCUUUGUUCAGGUGUAAAGCAGGUUUCCAAUUUGGCUGAAUUAACAAAACACUUUGUACAAGGAUGGUUUUUCUUAAUAUUUGAAGUAAGCAAUAUGGUUUGUGAAUCUCAGUUGUAUGAACUAGAUAAUGAGCAUAUUGAAGGUAGCAUUGAUUUCACUGAGAUACCCGUUAAGAAGAGGAAACAUUUCAAAUCUGGUGUCAAAGUUGAAACACCCCUAAUUUGCCGCAAUUAUUAUGACGUGCUUACUGAAGAUAAUGAUGUUUCGCAAAUAAUAGGUCCAAAAUCCAACUUUACUAAAGGCCAGUUUCCUUCCAACAAACUUCAGCAGCAAAAUAUUUCAGAACCCAAGGACAAUAGGAAACGCAAAACUCUUGCAGAUGUAUUGCCUCAAUGCCCUAAGGAUCUACCUGUGAUAAUAUUUACUGUGAAUGGAAAAGACAAUUGUUCCAAAGAUUUUGUUGUCAGGCGUAACAAAAUCUCCGAUGCUCUCAACUGGCUUACAGGUGUAAACAAACAUGGGGAGCCAAAUAAUUUCUUGUACAAAGAUGUUAAGAUUAGUGAGCAAAACCUUGCUGAACUGCCAGAAAAUGGUGUUCCUUUAAAUGUGCCAAAAGUAGAAUGUGGAAUGGAGAAUAGUGAUCAGUCAAAUUCAAAUAUUGACAUAGACAGUGGACCAGUUGAUUUUGAUGACAAUGAAAAAGUCUAUAAUUCAGAGAGUGAAAUGGGUAGUUUUAUACCCACAAAUAUUGACACCAAAAAAGAAAGACAAAUUAUCGAAGGUGAGUUCCUCAAGCAACCUGAAACUCACAAUUGGACUAUUGGUAGUGAACCUUUAAGUGAAUUCAAUGUACAAUUCUUAGCAUCAAUGGCUUUUCCAACUCUUUUUCCUGAUGGAAAAGGUGACCUAACAAAUAUUGCAGUUGUUUCUGAUAUCUCAAAUAAUUCAACACAAUCAUUUGCUGAGAGGCUCAAACAUCUAAUCACGUUUGCAGAAUAUAUAGAUGGUAAAUGGAUAUAUAGGUUUGCAUCGCACCCUAGGUUUGCUUACUGGGCUUACAAUAUGCUAUAUCGGAAGAGAAUUUUAGGACAGAGUAGCUUUUUCCUAAAGCAAAAUCCAACAGAAGCAAAUCUUACAAUUGAUGACUUAAAGCAGAUGAUAAUGUCUGACUCCUAUGAAUCACUUAUAUCCAAACUCAUGCAUUAUGCUAAAAAUGUUUCUGGCACUAAUGCUUACUGGAAUCAGGCCAAAGAUGAUUUGAAAGCAAUAAUAACACAAAUUCUCAACGCCGUGAAAAUGUCGUCAAUAAUCCAUUGGCUUAAAAACACACUAGAUGCCACAUGGCAUUGGUUUAGAUAUGAAUAUGCUGUACAGAGAGGCUCUAUUCACUGCCAUGGAAUAGCAAAACUGAAAAGUGACCCUGGUUUAUGUGACCUAUCUCAAACAGCACUCAAAGGUUGUAUUGCAAAUCAGUUACGUAAGGAUAGCAACCUUUCUCCGGAUUUAUCAUUAGAAAAGGAAGAGGACAUUAAGAAAGGCAAAGAAGCAGAAACUAUUAUCUGUAACUAUGUGGACUAUCUUAUGUCAACACAAAAUCCAACAAACCCAGACACUAGUUGGGUUAAGCCACAAAAUCACCCUUGUAAACUUCGUUUUCAAGAUAUUCAAAAUGAUUGGGAUAAUGACUAUGAAAAUCUAGUGAAUUUAGUUCAAAGACAUACCAAUUGCUCUACAGCUUACUGCUUGCGUACGAAAGGGGGAAGUGAUGAACUGUCUUGUAGAUUUGAUUUUCCUAAGGAAAUUUGUGAGAAAACCCAUCUGGAAUAUGAAACUUUCAAAACUAAAGAUGGGAAAGAGCACUAUAAAGUUAAAGUAGUAACAAAAAGAAAUGAUAGUCGCCUAAAUAACAAUCAGCGCUUGCAAUUACAAGGAUGGCGAGCUAAUUGUGAUAUUCAGGUAAUCAUCGAUUACCACUCUUGCUUAGAAUACAUCGCAAAAUAUGCCUCUAAAGGUGAGAAGAUGUCAUUGGUUGCCAAAGAUGCCUUCACUUCUGUUCUGGCUAAUUGUCAAAAUGUAGACAGUGGUAAAAAAGCUAUAAGAAAAGUGAUGAUGCGUGCUGUUGGACAAAGGGAUAUGAGCAUUCAAGAAGUAAUGCAUCAGAUACUUUCAAUUAAACUUGUUAGUUCUUCUUUUCAAGUGAUUACAGCAUCUCUUGAUGGUUCUCGCAAAGUGUUCUUAUCAGAGAAUAAUACAUUAGAGACUCAGAGUUCAUUGCUAGAUUUGUAUGCGAAAAGAAAAAUGUUUGAAACUGAUCAUCCUGGAAUUUCCAAUUGUAAUUUUGUACAAUUUGCUUCAAACUACUUCAAGACUAAAAUAGGUAUUGCAAAACGGACUUCUCCAAUUGUGUUAAAAACUUUUCCUAACUAUUCCUCUAACCCCAAAGGACCUAAUUAUGGUUUGUUUUGCCGGUACCAAUUACUAAGAUAUAAGCCUUGGUACAAUUCUGUUGAUGAUGCUUGGUGUAAUGAAGAACCUUCUGAUUCUGUCUAUAUUAACCAAUGGAACUCAUUUUUACAAACAACUGAUGCAAAAUUGUUUGUACCAAACUGGUCACACCAAAUCAACUUGAUUUCAGAAUAUGUAAACCACCUUGUAGAAAAAGACGACUUUAUUGAAUCUGAUACCAAUGAAAGAGAAGAAUGGAUGAUCCUUGCUGAUUUAAAAUUAAAAGGUGACAAUGAAACCAACAAACUUAUGGAUUGUUCAACUGAUUUCUAUGAACAGGAUCGAUUAAAAUACACCAUUCAGGAAAUUGGAGAUAUGCCUCACUGGAUUAAUAUGCAAAAGAAUAGCAACACCCUGAAAAAUGAUCCAACUCCCAACCCUGUUGAUAUCAAGAAAUUUAAUGAUGCACAAUUAGUUGCUUAUCAAAUUGUACAAGACCACUUUACAUGUAUCUCUGACAACAAGGAACAACUAUUAAUGAUAAUAACUGGCCUAGGAGGUUCUGGCAAAAGCUUUGUAAUCCAAGCAUUAAGUAAUCUCCUAAACAAAAAAUGUAGGGUGUGUGCAUACUUUGGAAUAGCAGCAUUUAACAUAAAAGGAUAUACUUUGCACUCCCUUUUGCAGCUUCCCAUCAAAGGGAAAAAAAAUGGACCAUUAAACUCUUCAGCAUUGGCAAAACUGCAGCAUGAUUUAGGUGGUGUUGAAUAUCUUAUUAUUGAUGAGUUUUCAGUUAUUGGUCAGAAGAUGUUUGCUUGGAUCAACAGGCGUUGUAAGCAAGCAACUGGUUACUCUACGGUUCCUUUUGGUGGUAUAUCCAUAAUCUUAGUGGGAGAUAUUGCUCAGUUACCUCCAAUUACAGACCAGGUUUUGUAUCACACCAGACCAAAUAGUGACUUGGCAAUUGAAGGAUACUGCAUGUACAAAAAGUUUGAGAAAGUAGUUAAGUUUGAAGUAAAUGAAAGAGCUAGAGGUGCAGAUGAUGAACAACAGCGAUUUAGAGCUCUCCAAAUAAGAGCCAGAGAUGGCAAUUCAAAUUUGGAAGAUUGGAAUAUGCUUUUAUUAAGACAACCUCAAAAUGUGGUUGAUAUAGACAACUUUGAGAAUUCUUCUGUCAAAUUGUCUUUUGGUAAUGAAAAAGUAGCUAAAGAUAACUACGAAAGACUAAAGGAACUUCAACAAACAAUUGUACAAAUUAAUGCACACCACAGUAAUCCUAAAGCAAAGUCCUUGAGUUCUGAAGAAAUGAGUGGACUAGAACCAACAAUUUAUGUAUCAAAACAAGCCAGAGUUAUGCUUACACGUAAUCUUUGGACAAAAGCUGGACUUUGUAAUGGCAACAUGGGUACCAUUAAAGACAAUUUUUUCAGAAAAUCACUCUUCCCUGAUGCUACCAAUUGCUAUAAUUAUACAGUUUGACAAUGAUUAUAUAG